AUGGCUGAGGCUGUCCUUACUGAUGUUGCUAAGGAAAUACUAAGCAAGCUGAUACCACUUGUUACUGAGCAGAUCGGCCUUUUCUGGGGUUUCAAUGAUGAGCUGACACGGCUUCGUGAGUCAGUAGAGUUGAUUCAAUCUGUGCUGGCUGAUGCAGAGAGAAGGCAAGCAAGAGAAGAGGCCGUGAGGCUUUGGCUGCGGAGGCUUAAAGACCUUGCUUAUGAUGCUGAUGACGUGCUGGAUGAGCUUGCGUACGAGAUUCUCCGGCGAAAGGUAGAGAUCCGAAAUCAAAUGAAGAGAAAGGUAUGCUUCUUCUUUUCAUUUUCAAACCCCAUUGCAUUUCGUAUCAAGAUGGGCAACAAAGUUAAGACUAUUAGUGAAUCGCUAAAAAAGAUUAAUGAAGAUGCAAAUGGAUUCGGACUUACUAGAGCAAAACUAGUAAAUGCAAAGCCUGAGAUAAUCCCAAAUCGAGAGACAGACUCCUCUGUUGAUAAUUCGGAAAUUGUAGGAAGGGAAGAUCAAGUCUUAGAAAUCGUAGACUUGCUCCUUAGUGCAACCAAUCAACAACUCUCAGUCAUUCCUAUUGUAGGAAUGGCAGGUUUGGGAAAAACAACUAUAGCAAAACUAGUGUACAAUCAUGAGUUAGUAAAGAGACAUUUUGAUAAGACAAUAUGGGUAUGUAUCUCUGAUGAUUUCAAUGAUAAAAGGAUUUUAAGAGAGGCUUUAGAAUCCCUUACCCAUAACUCAAGCACAUUAGAAAAUAAGAAUACAAUAUUAGAAUGCCUUAAAAAGGAGUUGCAAGGCAAAAGAUAUCUUCUAAUUCUUGAUGAUGUAUGGAAUGAAGAAUCUGUGAAAUGGGAUUCUUUAAGGAGUUGCCUAUUAGGAAUUACUCCGAAUGCGGGAAAUAGCAUUAUUUUAACAACUCGUAGUGAUAAAGUGGCCAAAAUCACAAUGACACUUCCACAAAAUAACUUGAAAAAACUAUCAGAAGAUGAAUGCUGGUCCAUAAUUAAGAAAAAAGUAGCUCUUAAUGAAAGAGUUCCACAAACUCAUGAUUUAGAGGCUAUUGGAAGGGAUAUUGCCAAAAAAUGUGGAGGGGUCCCAUUAGCUGCAAAAGUCAUAGGAGGGACGAUGUCUCAUAAAAGGGAAAAAAGUGAAUGGUUAGCAAUUCAAAACAAUGAAAUUUGGAAUUCGCUAAAUGAUAGUAAUGAAAUGUUGCCAAUAUUAAAAUUAAGCUUUGAUCAUCUUUCACCACCAUCUCUUAAACAAUGUUUUGCAUAUUGUUCAAUUUUCCCUAAAGAUUAUAGGAUUAAUAAGGAAGAAUUAAUUCAGCUUUGGAUGGCUGAAGGGUUCCUUCAAUCAUCUCUAGGAGGUUGUCAAGUGAUGGAGGAUAUUGGUAAUAGGUGUUUUGAUAUCUUAUUGGCAAAUUCCUUAUUCCAAGAUGAGGAAAAGGAUGAAUAUGAUAAUAUUUUCAUAUGUAAGAUGCAUGAUUUGGUACAUGAUCUAGCUCUCUCAGUAUCAAAAUCAGAGACCCUAAUUUUAAAUGAGGAUUUGGGAGAUGAUAUCAGCCUUGUACGACGUUUGGUGAUCCAACCUAAAGGCAAAACUAUACCAAGAAUUCCAUUUUUAAAAGAUGGUGUCUGGAAAUUGCGCACAUUUAUUUUAGAAAAUGCUGCACUUGGCAACACAAUAUUCAAUUUUGAAUGCUUGCGUGUUUUAAAAUUAUAUGGAAACAGUAUAAAAGAAUUGCCAAGUUCAAUUGGCCUAUUAAUACAUUUGAGACUUCUCUGCAUCUCAAGUACCUACAUCAAAGUGUUACCAAAGGCCAUCACCAAGCUCUACAAUUUGCAAACUUUAAGAGUUGAAGGUUGUAAUAAUCUCAAAGAGUUUCCAGAAGAUCUAAAAAAUUUGAUUAAUUUGAGACAUAUUUAUUUUGAUGAUUAUGAAAUUGGGCGAACACCUCAAGGCUUAGGGCAGUUGACUUGUCUGCAAACUUUGCAAUGUUUCAUUGUGGGUCAAAGCACAGGUUUUCAGAUCGAAGAAUUGGGACGCUUAAAUCAACUAAAAGGAGAAUUACACAUUCGUAGGCUAGAGCAUGUGAAAGAUAAAGAAGCCUCCAAAAACGCCAAAUUAGUAGAAAAGGCCAAAGUAUACGAGUUGGGAUUUUACUGGAGUGAGAAUAGAGAAGGCAACCACAAUAAUGAUGAAGAGGUGUUGGAAGGACUCCAACCUCACCGAUAUUUGAAGAGCUUAACAAUUGAAGGUUUUGGAGGGGAGAAAUUCCCAUCAUGGAUGUUGACAAGUCAUGAUGCAAGGGAUGGCUUUUUGCUAUAUGACAAUUUGAUUAAUAUCAAUUUAACUAAUUGCAAGAAAUGUGAGGUUCUUCCCACUCUCGGGCUUCUACCUUGUCUUAGGGAUCUUUUUAUAUAUGGUAUGGAUAAUGUAAGAUCUAUAGGAACCGAGUUUUACGGCAACUAUAAUGAUGGUGGUUACGACAAAAUAUUGUUCCCGUGUUUGAAAAGUCUUCAAUUGUGGUGCAUGCCAAAUCUAGUUGAAUGGACGGAUGCGAUGGAGCCAACAACAACGGUAACGGUGUUUCCUUGCCUUAAGAAUUUGACCAUUCGUUUCUGUGCGCAACUGAAAAGUGCUCCAUGUCAUUUUCCUUCUCUUGAGAAAUUAGAAAUUUCCCAAUCCAAUAGCACGACAUUUGAAAAAAUUAGCAGCAAGCUUACCACACUAACGUCUCUCGAUAUUCGGCGAAUUUCAGAACUUGCUUCUUUGCCAGAGCAGUUAUUGAAAAAUAAUUCAAGUCUUAUGUCUUUGGAGAUAUGGAGUUGUGAUGAUUUGGUAUCCCUAUCACCACAUGGGGAUGUAUGGGGCUUCUACACUUCUCUUCGGUCACUGGAAAUAUCAGACUGUGAGAAAUUGAGUUAUUUGCCCGAUGGACUGCACACCCUUCGUUCCCUUGAGAAUUUCGAGGUAAGAAAUUGUCCUAAUCUGAGGUCCUUUCCAAGUAUAAAAGGUGUGGCGUUACUUCUUCGAACCCUAGCGAUAUCGUGUAGUGAUGAAGUUCUACCAAUCGGUCUCCAAUCAUGUAUAUCGCUAUCGUCAUUGGAGAUAGAUGAGUGUCCUAAUCUGAUAUCAAUUCCAAAUCUACAGGAUUUGCAUUCACUUUCCUCUUUAACAAUUACAUCUUGUAAAAGAUUGAUGGGUUUGCCAGAUGGGUUAGACUGCCUCACCCGCUUGAAGGUUUUGAAAAUUGGUGGGUUUUGUGAGGAGUGGGAUGCUUUCCCUAGUCUCAGUUCCAUCCAACACGCAUCCCUUGAAAAACUAGAAUUGAAUGGAUGGGCUAAACUCAACUCUCUCCCAGAAGAUAUUCAACGAUUUACUGCCCUAACACACCUCUGGAUAGAGAAUUUUGACCAGAUGGAAGCUUUGCCUGAGUGGUUGGGCAACCUUUCUUCUGUUCGACAGUUGUAUCUUGGGGAAUGCAUGAACCUGAUGUAUCUGCCAACAGCGGGAGCCAUGCAACACCUCACCCAAUUAAAUAUUAAUGAUUGCCCCAAAUUAAAGGAAAGAUGUGUGAAGGGAAGCGGCGCAGAGUGGCUCAAAAUUGCCCAUAUUCCAAAUAUCAAGAUCGACUGGGAACGGAUUAAAGGGGAAAAAAAGAAAGAGAAAGGAAAGUUCUCUUCAAGAGCUGCAAAUGAUCAAAAUCCAAGGGCCGCUCACCAAAUUAGAGAAGUUGAAGAUGUUUUUGGUCAAAAGUGGUUGGGAAACCUUUUCUCUCUUCAACAUUUGGUACUUAUUUGGAUGCAAGUGGAUGCCAUGUAUUGGCUCACCAAUUUGCAACACCUAUUCAUUCAUAACUGCCUCAAGUUAAAUGAUAGAAGUGCUGAGAGUAUCAGCCAAUUCUGGUCCAAUGACAGGGAAUGGAUUAAAGAGGAAGCUGUUUGA
Molecule: messenger RNA, 3954 nt
Organism: Quercus lobata
Lineage: Eukaryota; Viridiplantae; Streptophyta; Magnoliopsida; Fagales; Fagaceae
Product: putative disease resistance protein RGA4
Exons: 3
Coding region: 1-3954 (1317 amino acids)
Molecular function (GO): protein binding; ADP binding
Source: RefSeq, a predicted model, not a curated record